UUGGUUAAAAAAAAAAAUGAAAUUCAUGACCAUCUUUCAUCAUUGUUAUUGAUUUACUGACUCAGUAACGAUCUUUUCGAAGCAAUUUCUUCAUUCAUCACAAAACUCACAAAUAGAGAAAGCGAAUCCCAAUACUAAAAGUUUCAUUCUCUAUUCACUGUUAUCAUCAAAAUCUUCAAACUCAAGAAAUUUCAUCACCCUUUUCUACGAUAAUAUGCAAGCUUCAACUGUUUCUGUUAAAGGUAGCAUUUUUGGGGCUAAAAGUCAAAAGGGGUUGGUGGGUUUUGGAGAUUUCAGAAAUGGGAGUGUUUUAAGACCAAGAAGAGUUUGCAUGACCAAAAAUUCCAAUUUCUGUGGAUCAAGGAUUGGUUCUGUUGCUGUUGAAUCUGAACUAAGUAGUGCAAGAGUUGGUUUAGGUGGCAUUGUUAUGAACUCUGCUAAAUCCAGAUCAGUCAGGGUUCAAGUUUCUGAUGGAGAUACCGAGCAUGUUAUCCCCCCCGUUCCUCAAGGAAAACCUUCUGGAACUGUUCUACCCUAUGUUGGUGUUGCUUGUCUUGGAGCCAUUUUAUUUGGAUACCAUCUUGGGGUGGUAAAUGGUGCUCUCGAAUACCUAUCUAAAGAUCUUGGAAUUGCUGAAAAUACAGUUCUACAAGGAUGGAUUGUCAGCUCAUUACUUGCCGGUGCUACUGUUGGUUCGUUUACUGGUGGAACAUUGGCUGAUAAAUUCGGCAGAACUAGGACUUUUCAGUUAGAUGCAAUCCCUCUCGCAAUUGGAGCAUAUCUUAGUGCUACAGCACAAAGUGUUCAGACAAUGAUCAUCGGUCGUUUGCUUGCUGGUAUAGGAAUUGGCGUUACAUCUGCUAUAGUACCACUGUACAUAUCUGAGAUAUCACCAACUGAAAUUCGUGGCGCGCUUGGAUCUAUUAAUCAACUUUUCAUAUGUAUUGGGAUUCUUGUAGCCCUGGUGGCCGGACUUCCUCUUUCAGGAAACCCUUUAUGGUGGCGAACAAUGUUUGGAAUUUCCAUAGUUCCAUCUAUUCUAUUAGCUCUUGGAAUGGGAAUUUCUCCAGAAAGUCCCCGUUGGCUUUUCCAGCAAGGUAAAAUCCCUGAAGCUGAAAAGGCUAUUAAAACACUAUAUGGAAAAGAAAGAGUUGCUACAGUUAUGUAUGACCUAAGAGCAGCAAGUCAAGGUUCUUCUGAACCCGAAGCAGGGUGGUUUGAUCUGUUUAGUAGCCGAUACUGGAAAGUUGUCAGUGUUGGGGCAGCGCUUUUCUUGUUCCAACAGUUGGCUGGAAUAAAUGCUGUGGUGUAUUAUUCAACUUCAGUGUUCCGCAGUGCUGGAAUUGCUUCUGAUGUCGCAGCAAGUGCCCUGGUUGGUGCAUCAAAUGUAUUUGGAACUGCUAUUGCCUCCUCAUUGAUGGACAAACAAGGAAGAAAAAGCCUCCUUAUCACAAGCUUUAGUGGAAUGGCUGCUUCUAUGUUGCUUCUUUCUCUCUCUUUCACUUGGAAGGUCCUUGCACCAUACUCCGGCCCCCUUGCGGUCCUGGGAACUGUUCUCUAUGUCCUAUCAUUCUCUCUUGGUGCUGGUCCUGUGCCUGCUCUUCUUCUACCGGAGAUAUUUGCUUCCAGAAUUAGAGCAAAAGCGGUUUCUUUGUCAUUAGCCACACAUUGGAUAUGCAACUUUGUCAUCGGCCUCUAUUUCUUGAGUGUUAUGAACAAGUUCGGUAUCAGCUCCGUGUACUUAGGAUUCUCAGCUGUAUGUGUUCUUGCGGUUAUAUACAUAGCUGGUAACGUUGUGGAAACAAAGGGUCGGUCGUUGGAGGAAAUCGAACGUGCUCUUAGCUCUUCAGCUUGAGAAACCUCAAGAAGUGAAUGAAUGUAGUCAUAAUUCCAAUGCUGCUCAAUGAACUGUUUUAUCUUUGUACUCUUUACUACCUAGGCCAACUUGUUUAUUGUAAUCAAAUUUUGUUGGUGUGCAAAUAUGGUAAUAAUAAUUUGUGAGGUUUUGUAAA
Molecule: messenger RNA, 2012 nt
Organism: Trifolium pratense (red clover)
Lineage: Eukaryota; Viridiplantae; Streptophyta; Magnoliopsida; Fabales; Fabaceae
Product: plastidic glucose transporter 4
Exons: 14
Coding region: 215-1855 (546 amino acids)
Biological process (GO): carbohydrate transport; transmembrane transport
Cellular component (GO): membrane
Molecular function (GO): carbohydrate:proton symporter activity
Source: RefSeq, a predicted model, not a curated record